AUGAAGUUUGCAAAGGAGCCAAUUAUUCCCUUACGACUUUUCCUAGAAGGUGGAAAUGUGUUAGCGAUGUUUCUAGCAUCUCUAUUUACUGGUAUUUCUUUCUACGCGUUGCUUUAUUACGUUCCUUUGUACUUUCAGACGAUAAUGAGCGUUAGUGCAAUAGUUGCUGGACUAAAGUUAUCACCACUUGUUGCUGGAAUUGUAAUAUUUUCAGCUGUCUCUGACAUACUUACGGCUCAUACAGGAAAUUAUCGAAUUUGGAUAUUAUUGGGAUUUGCUCUAACAACAAUCGGUUGUGGAUUAUUGGUCACACUUGACGAAAAUUCCAACCAAGGAAAACCAAUCGGUUAUUUAUUCAUCGCCGGGUCUGGUCUUGGUUCUUGUAUGCAAACAUCUCUCAUUGUAGCACAAAACGCAGUCGACUUUAAAGACGUCGCUGUAGUUACUGCACUUUGUACCUUUUGGAGAACGACCGGUGGAGUUCUUGGUGUUGCCAUCUGA
Messenger RNA from Ambispora gerdemannii, 501 nucleotides. The record is from the annotation of a GenBank genome assembly. NCBI's taxonomy places the organism in Eukaryota, Fungi, Glomeromycota, Glomeromycetes, Archaeosporales, Ambisporaceae.